AUGAAGCUCUUUCUUGUUGCUCCGUUCUUGGCUGCCUUGAUUGGCAUUGCCAAUGCCGAAAGUGUUGGUACGAUUCGAGGAAGCGCUAGGAAUGGUGGCGACAACAGGGCCAGGAGCCACGAUCACCGUGCCCGUUCAAGAACAGAAGAACCUCGUUCUCAUGAUCAUGGGCGGAACAGUGGCGAACCAAGAGGCCAGCAAGAUGAAAUGAUUCGUACCUCUCCUCAUGCAAAGGAAAGGAAUGAUGACAUGCCCAGAAGCUAUGAUCAUGGCCAGGAAGAAAGGGGAGGCGAUGGCAGUCUUUGCUUUAGCGACAGUGCAUGCGACCCUGGUACUUGGUGCGUCCGCGGGUUUUGUCAGGAGUGCCGUAAGAUUGAUUCGACCGAGGAUUGCCCCUCUGGCGAGUUUUGUUCUGGGCCCUUUUACAACUGCAAACCUUUAUUGAACGAGGGUCAGUUGUGUCUGAGUGAUAAUGCAUGCGAGAGUGGGGACUGCGACAGGGGAAUGUGCGCUUCUGGCGACAUUACUUCUCCUACACCAGUUGAAUCUGUGUCAGGCGAUGGAGAAGACGGCAGUCUUUGCCUGAGCGACAAUGCAUGCGGCCCUGGUACUUGGUGCGUCCGCGGGUUUUGCCAGGAGUGCCGCAAGAUUGAUUCCACCGAGGAUUGCCCCUCUGGCGAGUUUUGUUCUGGGCCGUUUUACAACUGCAAAACUAAAUUGGACAAGGGUGGUCUUUGUUUGAGUGAUAAUGCAUGCAAGAGUGGGGACUGCGACAGUGGAAUGUGCGCUGCUGGCGACAUUCAGCCCGUCGCUUCUCCUACACCGGUUAAACCUGUGUCCGGCGAUGGAGACGAUGGCAGUACGUGCCUCAGCGACAGUGAAUGCGAAAACUACUGCGUUGCUGGCUUCUGCCAAGAGUGCGAGGCCCACAGUCACUGCGGCUCUGGUGACGAGUUCUGCACAGGUUGGCCUACCUACAAUUGUAAGGACAAGAAGAACAAUGGAUCUUGGUGUGGAACAGACAUGGAAUGCUUGAGUGGGGACUGCGGUAUAACUUGGGCGGGCGUUAAAUGCAAAUGA
This is a messenger RNA of Cylindrotheca closterium, 1080 nucleotides long. The record is from the annotation of a GenBank genome assembly. NCBI's taxonomy places the organism in Eukaryota, Bacillariophyta, Bacillariophyceae, Bacillariales, Bacillariaceae.